CCCCUCAGCGGCCAUGGGCCCGGCGGCCGGGGCGGGGGCCCCAGCGGGCAGCGCCGCGCUGGCGCCGAGGCUGGUGGCGGCGGCGCGGGAAGAGCUGGGGGCCGGGGCCGGGCGGCGGCGGCGGCUGCCGGCGGCCCGCGCCCUGCAGCUGGCCGGGGAGGUGCUGGCGGUGGCGGCGGGGCUGAAGCCGGCCUUGCUGUACGACUGCGGCGCGGCCGGGCCGGCCGAGCUGCGGCGGUACCUGUCCCGGCUCGGCCAGGCCGGGCUGGCCCUGCGCCGCCUGCACUUGCUGGGCGCAGAGGGCUCGGCCCUGCUGCUGCACCCGGGGCUGGCCCGGCGGAGGCUGGCGGCCGUGCUGCGCUCCCGCCCCGCUCCCUUCGUGGACGUCUCGGCAGGGCGGCGGCGCCCGGCCCUCUGCGGGCCCGCGGACGCCGAGGCCAUCAGGGGCCACCUCGCCGCCCUCCUGGCCCACCUGGGCGUUGUGGAGGCCGCCAGCAGCGGCCCCUUGUCCUCCAGCGAGGUCGUGCCCACAGGCUGGAACCUCUGCACCGUCGUUGGGGUGCUGCUGGGCUACCCGGCCGCCUACACCUUCAGCGCGGAGGAGGGUGCUGACAACUGCCUGGCGCUGACGCCGCUGAGGGUGUUCACGGUCCAGGCCGCCUGCCCCAGGAUAAGGGACGGUCUCAGGGUCCAGAUCUACUCCUUCAGCGUCCCGGAGAGCCUGUGUGCGGAGCUGCAGGAGGUGCUGGAUGCCUGGCACGGAGAGCUGCAGGCGGCCUUCAGCACUCAGAGUGACUUUGUAGAUCUCAGCGUCUCGAGUGAGGUGGUGACUCUGCCAGCGGUUGCCUUGUAAAACAAAAGCAAACUCGGACUUUUUGGCCCAUUUCUUACUUGCAUCUGGGACUGAAGCGAGAGAGCUGGUUCUUGUACGUGUGGCCCACUGAGGCUUUCUCAAGAGGCCACUGGGCAAUGAAGGCUGAACUGUGAUGAUCUCAGGCUCUGUGUGCAGAUUUACGCCUUUACAGCUGCUCUGCAGCAGCCAUCCAGCCUGUGGAGUGUGCACUGUAAAGUCAGGGUGCAUUUAUUUGCUGUGAACAGAUGAGGGUUAAUAAAAAAUCUGACCAUUGCA
Molecule: messenger RNA, 1129 nt
Organism: Colius striatus (speckled mousebird)
Lineage: Eukaryota; Metazoa; Chordata; Aves; Coliiformes; Coliidae
Gene: C22H1orf74
Product: chromosome 22 C1orf74 homolog
Exons: 1
Coding region: 14-853 (279 amino acids)
Source: RefSeq, a predicted model, not a curated record